Molecule: messenger RNA, 974 nt
Organism: Dentiscutata heterogama
Lineage: Eukaryota; Fungi; Glomeromycota; Glomeromycetes; Diversisporales; Gigasporaceae
Source: the annotation of a GenBank genome assembly
GAGGAGAUGAUACAUUGCGAGCUGAAAUGAUUGCACUUAGGGAUACGUUGUCUAUAGACAUUGAGAAUUCUUACGAAUCACAGAUGAAUAAAUUUAAUGAAUUACAUGAUAGAAUUGAUAAUGAAUCUAAUGAACUUAUUGAAAGCUUUAGAAAGUUGCAAUUAAAUGCUAGAGAUUACCUGAAAUCUCUUGAGGAGAAGUCGGAAUCUUCUUAUGAACUAGGCUUAAAUGUCAAAAAUGCUAGUAAAGUAUGGCAACAAAAUCUACAAACAUUGGCAGUGAAAUUGGCAUCCGCUCAAAAUCGGAUAUCCGAAUUGAUGGCGGAAAAAGAGAAGCUUGUUAAAAUGAAUGAAUAUGACACAAAUAGGGUUGCGACUCUGGAAGCUGAAAUCACUCGGUUAAAAGAGGAAUUGAAUAUACAAAAAAAACGUAGUGAAGACGAUGAUGUCGAAAACUGUGCUGAAAAUCUUGAAUCUUCAGGUCAAUCAAUCGAGAAUGCAUCACAUUCAACAACCAUUAUUACUGAGCAAUCAAAAUCUGCAACUGAUACUGACUCUAACGCCAGCCAUAACGGUAAUUUAGGUGUUAAUACGUUGGAACGUGAUAUAGGGCGUUCUUCUAAAAACGAAGAUGAACGAGAAACACUUAUCAAAAAACAUUAUGAAUUUAGAAUAACCCAAUUAACAGAUCAGUUACAAUUAGCGGAUAAAAAGUCGGUACAAUUAAAUAAAUCCUUAAAGGUCAUUCAAGACAAAUUGGUUGAUUCAGAAAAUCUAAAAUUGCGAUCAGAACAGGAAAAUGUGAAAUUACAAAAUGAAUUGUCUCAACUGAAGGAAAAAUUGAAUGAAGAGCGUGCAAAUUAUGACAAACAGGUUAAGGAAAUGGAGGGAUGGACUCAGCAACGGGAAAAUAAGAUUAAAGAGUUAAACGAUCAAUUAGUAGGGUUUGAAGCUGGAACUUCACGAAAUGAAUGA